Nomia melanderi (Alkali bee) is the source of this 2215-nucleotide messenger RNA. RefSeq names its product Thioredoxin reductase 1 (gene Trxr1). NCBI's taxonomy places the organism in Eukaryota, Metazoa, Arthropoda, Insecta, Hymenoptera, Halictidae. The record is from RefSeq and is a predicted model, not a curated record. Gene Ontology annotation, molecular function: thioredoxin-disulfide reductase (NADPH) activity; glutathione-disulfide reductase (NADPH) activity; flavin adenine dinucleotide binding. Gene Ontology annotation, biological process: cellular response to oxidative stress; cell redox homeostasis; glutathione metabolic process. Gene Ontology annotation, cellular component: mitochondrion; cytosol.
AGUUUGCGGCUAAUCUUACCCUUGCUUUAUUCACGUUUCGGCAAGUCGCGAAAAUAUUCUGUGGCGGUUGCGGCUGGUUCACCAGGUGUUUCACUAAGCCUAGUCCUAAUCCGCGAUUACAGCCGGUUAUCAGGAUCGACCUCAUUGCUUCUUGUAGUACUCGUCGUGACUCGGUCGAACGUGCGGUCCUUAAGUAUUAUAUCGUGCGAAAAGAAACACGAGUGUCAUUAGGGUGACGUCACCUAGCCGUGAACGGCUCGCAAUAAUCAUGGCGACAUUAACGUUAUUCGCCAGGCUUGUGUCAGUUCGUUCUGCACACGCAAAAUUGCUCGAGUUCCCGUGGUCCCAGUGUAGGGCCUUCCCUUAUGGACGCACGAUGAUGGCCUGUAUGUGUACGGAUCAAAAAUUCACGUAUGACUUGCUUGUAAUUGGCGGUGGGUCUGGUGGUUUGGCUGCAGCAAAGGAGGCAGUGAAUUUAGGUGCCAAAGUUGCUGUUCUUGACUUCGUGACACCUUCUCCACAAGGUUCAACAUGGGGUUUGGGUGGUACUUGUGUGAAUGUUGGUUGUAUACCAAAGAAAUUAAUGCAUCAAGCCGCUCUACUUGGAGAAGCUAUUCAUGAAUCAGCGGCAUAUGGUUGGCAAUUGCCAGACCCAAAAACUAUUGUGCAUGACUGGGAAGCACUAAGAACUGCUGUACAAAAUCAUAUAAAGUCUGUGAAUUGGGUAACACGUGUUGAACUUAGAACAAAACAAGUUGAAUACAUCAAUGCCCAAGGAUACUUUAAAGAUGAACAUACAAUAUGCGGAAAAAUGAAAAAUGGAGAAGAAAAAGUAUUUACAGCAAAAAAUAUUUUAAUUGCUGUAGGUGGUAGACCGAGAUACCCUGAUAUCCCCGGUGCUGUAGAAUAUGGAAUAACCAGCGAUGACAUUUUUAGUUUAAAGAAUGCUCCAGGAAAAACACUUGUUGUUGGUGCAGGAUAUAUUGGUUUAGAGUGUGCAGGAUUUUUAAAUGGUUUAGGAUAUGAUGCAACAGUGAUGGUACGUUCUAUAGUUUUAAGAGGCUUCGAUCAGCAAAUGGCAAAUAUUAUUGCUGGAGAAAUGGAAACACGAGGUGUACACUUCAUUUACCAGGCGAAGCCUUCGAAAGUUGAAAAACAAGAUGAUGGUAGGCUUCUCGUUCAUUGGGUCGACAAGGACGGGAAAACACAUCAAGAUGUUUACGACACUAUUCUCUUUGCUAUUGGCCGUAAACCACUAACACAAGAACUGAAACCUGAAAAUAUUAAUCUCAAACUUGUUCCUGAAACCGAUAAGAUUGAUGCGAUCGAUGAACAGACAAAUGUUCCCAAUGUAUAUGCUGUCGGUGACGUUCUCCAUAAAAAACCGGAAUUGACGCCCGUUGCUAUACACGCUGGACGAUUACUAGCAAGAAGGUUAUUUGGAAACUCGACGCAGCAAAUGGAUUACGUAAAUGUGGCAACAACAGUGUUUAGUCCCUUGGAAUAUGGCUGUGUCGGUCUCAGCGAGGAAGCUGCAAUUGCACACCAUGGAGAGGAUAAGAUAGAAGUUUACCACAUGUACUACAAACCAACUGAGUUCUUCAUCCCACAGAAGGACGUUACUAAUUGUUACUUGAAAGUUGUCGCAUUUAGAGGUGGUGACGAAAGAGUGCUUGGCCUGCAUUUUGUUGGUCCUCAUGCUGGUGAAGUUAUUCAAGGCUUUUCUGCUGCUAUCAAGUGCAAUUUAACAUUCCCGAAACUGAAAGAAACAGUUGGCAUUCACCCAACUGUCGCAGAAGAAUUUACUCGAGUGAACAUCACCAAACGUUCAGGACUUGACCCUAAGCCGCAGAGUUGUUGUAGUUAAAGCGCACAUAAUUUUAGGCCAUGCUGCUGAGAUCUUCAGUAAAUGUUCUAUGAACUGGUAAUUUGUCUUGGAACUAAUUUACCAGAAGAGGGUUUAUACUUAAUAAAUAUUUUUUUACUAAGUCCGGAUAAGAGACUUAUUAGGAUGCUACAGUAUUUUAAAACAAGAAAUUGUAGAGCAAUUUGCGACGCAUGGCGUCAUACGAGAUAUGUUUGCUUCCUUCGAAGCACGUAUUAUCUAAUCUGCGAUCUACCAUACAGUAAUUUUGAUAAAUAUAAUUUUCUCGGUAUCAACAUAUUCCAAUGUAUACAUUCGAAUACAAAUAAACAACACUAAAGAUAUUUUAAC